UCCGCUCAACCAAACCCUUCCCAGAACUUUCCCAUUCCCCCCUCUUUUAUCACUACCAGUAUUUCUCCAUUUUCAUUCCUUCUCUAUCCCUCUCCCUCUUUCUCAGUCUCCUCACUCUAAAACCAAAUAUGAAUGGAGGAAGAAAUAUGAAUGUGAAUUUCACUUCUGCGACCGAGCUUCCUGUGGUGGAGCAAAAUGAGUCCAACGGAUACGAGCUGGGAGGGAAAAUUAUGCUGAGCGCCAUAGUAAUUUUGUUCGCCGUCGUGGUUUUAAUUGUGCUGCUGCAUCUUUACGCGCGUUGGCAUCUCCUCCGUCAGCGCCGCCGGGAGCUCCGCCGCAGGCGCAGUCGGAACCGCCGCGCGCAGAUUGUGUUCUAUGUUGACGAUUACCAGGCUGGCCCCGCCAGCCGUGGGCUCGAAGCGGCCGUGAUUGGGUCACUGCCGGUUUUCGAGUACUCGUCCAAGGACCGGACCGAGCCGGUGGAAUGCGCCGUGUGCUUGUCGGAGUUCGAGGAUAACGAGAAGGGCCGGCUUUUGCCCAAGUGUAACCACUCUUUUCACACUCAAUGUAUUGAUAUGUGGUUUCAUUCUCACACUACUUGCCCGCUGUGCCGGUCUCCGGUUGAAGCCUUCCACGGGCCGGACAAGAACCCGGAUGAGACGGUCGUUAACGUUAAACUGAAUGAACCGGUGGCCGAAAACCGGGAAGAACCCGGUUCGAGUUCUGGGUUGUGCAGCGAGGUAAAUGGGCCCACGACGUCGUCUUUGGGUUCCCGGAGAAAGGGUGUGGAUUUGACCGGAGUGAGAAUAGAGGUGCCAGCACGGAACGAGUUAGAUCCCGAGUUCUCACUGAGUUCGCCCGCGAGUUGCGGGUUCCGGUCGCCGGGGAGUCGGUUGUUGUCUUUGAAGAGAAUACUGAGUAUGAACAAGAGAACUCCGAGUGGGCCCAGCACUCCGCUGCCUCUGUCCACCGAGUUUGACUUGGAAUGCGGCGGCGGCGGUUGCGUGAGCGAGUUGACUCGUCCAAAGAUUCCGACCCCGAGGUGAUUUUGCCUAAUUCUUGGUGACCUGUCAGUGACAAUUCGAGCUACAAGGGCCGUGGGAUGAGGACUCUCGUAUGACAUGACACGUAUGAAAGGGGGAAACAUAUCCACGCGCCAAGACGUGGAGCACGGCUUCUUUGACUUGUACAUAUGGAGUCUAGCAGACUGGUAGUGUUCAUAAAAUAUCUAUAUUACUCCGUAAAUCACAUUUCUUGUGUGUAUUAAAACUCUUUGUUAAAUUUAUUUAAAUUUAUAAUUCGAAUUCAAUAUUAUUUUAAGUUGAUCUCAA
This is a messenger RNA of Ipomoea triloba (trilobed morning glory), 1331 nucleotides long. Its product is annotated as RING-H2 finger protein ATL2-like. The record is from RefSeq and is a predicted model, not a curated record. Bases 129 to 1046 code for a protein of 305 amino acids. Gene Ontology annotation, biological process: protein ubiquitination. The transcript has a single exon. Lineage: Eukaryota; Viridiplantae; Streptophyta; Magnoliopsida; Solanales; Convolvulaceae.